AACGUCUAGAUGGAGCCCUCAGACAUCCCGGAGACCACCACCCCUUUUGAGUAUGAUCCUCAGAGCUUUCUGUGUGAGAAGAAGACCUUUGUCUUUGCCACCUUCAGCACCACCAUCCUGUACUGCUUGGUGUUCUUCCUCAGCAUGGUGGGCAACAGCCUGGUGUUGUGGGUCCUGGUGAUGUAUGAGAGCCUGGAGUCCCUCACCAACGUCUUCAUCCUCAACUUGUGUCUCUCAGACCUGGUGUUCUCCUGCUUGUUGCCCGUGUGGAUCUUGGGGUACCACUGGGGCUGGUUGCUGGGAGACUUCUUUUGCAAGCUCCUCAACAUGAUCUUCUCCAUCAGCCUCUACAGCAGCAUCACCUUCCUGACCAUCAUGACCAUCCAUCGCUACCUGUCCGUGGUGAGUCCCAUCUCAUCCCUGCGUGUCCACACCCUCCAGUGCCGCGUGCUGGUGACCAUAGCUGUGUGGGCAGCCAGCAUCCUGUCCUCCAUCCCCGAUGCCAUCUUCCACAAGGUGUUCCCUUCGGGCUGUGAUUAUUCAGAACUCGAGUGGUUCCUAGCCUCAGUCUACCAGCACAACAUCAUCUUCCUUCUCUCCUUGGGCAUUAUCCUGUUCUGCUACGUGGAGAUUCUCAGGACCCUGUUCCGCUCGCGGUCCAAACGGCGCCACCGGACAGUUAGGCUCAUCUUCACCAUUGUGGCGGCAUACUUCCUUAGCUGGGCUCCCUACAACCUGAUCCUGUUUCUGCAGACACUGUUGAAACUUGGGGUCAUUCAGAGCUGCGAGGUCAGCCAGCAGCUGGAUUAUGUCCUGCUCAUCUGCCGCAACGUUGCCUUCUCCCACUGCUGCUUCAACCCGGUGCUCUAUGUCUUUGUCGGGGUCAAGUUCCGCAGACACCUCAAAAGUCUGCUCCGGCACUUCUGGCUCUGCCGGCAACAGGCACCUGGCCUUCCCCCGUCACCUCACCCCCCAGGUGCCUUCGCCUAUGAGGGCACCUCCUUCUAUUGA
Molecule: messenger RNA, 1011 nt
Organism: Mesoplodon densirostris (Blainville's beaked whale)
Lineage: Eukaryota; Metazoa; Chordata; Mammalia; Artiodactyla; Ziphiidae
Gene: XCR1
Product: X-C motif chemokine receptor 1
Exons: 1
Coding region: 10-1011 (333 amino acids)
Biological process (GO): chemotaxis; immune response; G protein-coupled receptor signaling pathway
Cellular component (GO): membrane
Molecular function (GO): chemokine receptor activity
Source: RefSeq, a predicted model, not a curated record